This is a messenger RNA of Symbiodinium sp. CCMP2456, 1195 nucleotides long. NCBI's taxonomy places the organism in Eukaryota, Dinophyceae, Suessiales, Symbiodiniaceae. The record is from the annotation of a GenBank genome assembly.
GAACAGCGAACCGCUCAACACUUUUGCCGUACAGUAUGAAAGGAAGACGACUUAUCACGAUGUUGAAUGGACAGGACUGAGAUUCGUUGCGACAGUUCGUCAGCUCGACAGUGGAGCCAACGACGUGGAAUUGGUCGUAGAGUACUCCGAAGGAGAAGAACUCGAACGCACAGGAGCAGACGAGUAUGAAAAGCACCAGCAGGAAAAGAAGCUGAAAGAGUAUGUGAGCAGCGGGCAGGUAAAGGAUCUGAUUAGGUUGAUUCAGGUAUUCAGCGUGAUUACACCCGCAGCUAGCUUUUGGAUCGAGCAGGAAGAAGUUUAUCCGCAGCAGAGUCCAGAAGGAACUGAAGCCAUGGAUGAUGGAAAGUACUCAAGGAAUGAAGUGGCAAUGGUUGUCACGGUCCUACUGCUGAUCAUCCCGUAUGUAUGGAUGAUAGGAAGGAAAGUUCACAGCGAGUGGACAAGGAUCAUGUUGGUUGGAAAGGUAAGGAUCAACAGCAGUAGCAGGAACUAUAUUUUCCAUCGAACUACGUGUUCGUAUGUCCAAGGAACAGCGAGGAAUGGAUAUUUUAUCCACUUGGACUAUGACACUGCCGUGGAACAAGGCUAUAGGCCAUGCUGUCGUUGUUUCCCGGAAGCCAAGCGAUCCGCCCAGUAUGAAGGUGAAGGAGAAGGAUGGGAACGAGUAUCAGACAGUAGCGUGAGAAGCACAGAGAAUCCCGACAUAGGAGGAUGCCCACAGAAGUGCAUAUGGUGCAAGGUCAACAUUUGUACCCGGAAGAAAAAGGACCACGUACACUGCUCGUGCACGGUAUGUAUCCAGAAGUAUGCGGAGGAACUGUGGCGUGCUCAAUAUGAUAAGGAACCAGAACCAGAGAGCAGCACAACACCAGAGUUGGUGAGUAUCCCUCCAGAACCGCGCGACUUGUAUCACAAAGGAACUGGAAAGAACCAGAGUGAACGCGGUGGUAAAGGAGCCAAGCGUGGCAAAGCUAUGAUGGAAGCUGUAUCGCAAGAGCAGAACCAAGAAGUGGUUCAAGGAAACAGUUUCACUCCGAGUACCUACGAGGACUAUGUUUCACCAGAGGAGAUGGAACCCAGAAUGAACAGAACACGGAGGAGCGACGUAGAGCCUGGAACGCCGGACAGUACGGAGGAACGUACUGAAGGACCAGUAGCCUUUGGAGACUGGUAA